Molecule: messenger RNA, 1951 nt
Organism: Diprion similis
Lineage: Eukaryota; Metazoa; Arthropoda; Insecta; Hymenoptera; Diprionidae
Product: filamin A-interacting protein 1-like
Exons: 7
Coding region: 131-1951 (606 amino acids)
Source: RefSeq, a predicted model, not a curated record
UCACAGAUUGGUGUCACUGCAAAACGAAAACGAGAAGCUGAUUGGGGAAGUAGCGACAUUGAAUGGUAUUUUAUCUGAGAGGAAUGACAAGAUCAUAGCAUUGAUUGACAAAAGCGCAAAGGACAGUGAGAUGACAGCUUCGUGCGAGAUGGAAUUAACAACAUGUCGGAAAGAGUUUGACCAAGUAUUCCGAGCGAACAAAAGUUUAACCGCAAAGUUGGUCGAGGCGGAGAGCAAGAUUAGCGAUAUGAGCAAACUGAUCUCCGGAUUCGAAGGAGAUCGGGCAAAAUUGGAGCAAGUGUCGAGCCUGCAACGUGAGAUAACGAAGCUGACAAAGGAUAAGCGCAAGCUCGAAGGUGAGCUGCGAGGCUCCAAAAAUCAGCUCGGAUCGCUGGAGGCCUCGAACAAGAAACUGGAGGAGGACCUGAACCGUGUCUUUGACGACAAUGAGGGCCUCAAGCUCGAGAUCGAGAAGCUCCACGACGAGAAUGUCAGGCUGUCGUCUGAGCUCGUCGGCGAAGUUUCCGCCAGGGAAAAACUUGCCAGACUUCCCGAUAAGCUCAACAACGACAUCUCAGCCCUCAAACAGCGACUCCAUUCCACCGAAGCUCGAGCCUCCAACAUUCUUCAGGAUCUUCAUAACAGGAUCGAACAACUUAAGAUCAAACGCAUCGAGGACGCUCUUCUCAUUAAAGAACUUCAGCGGCAAAAUAAAUUCCAGAACGAAAAAGCGUCAAUCUGCGAUGAGAAAUUGGCGGUUUUGGAAAAGGCGAACAGUGAAUUGAAGAACGAGUUGAAUAAACGACUGGAAGAAAUGAAGGAACUGAGUGUAAAGUUGAGGAGUAUUGAAGCUUUGGAGAAGAACAGUCAGUUUAUCGUGACCAAAAAGGAUAACAAGGAUGUCAACGACGAGUCGAAUAACCAAACUGUUCCAGAUAACGAGAAGACCGGUCACAAGCUCGAUACAGUUGCGGAAUUAACUUGCCGGCUUAAUCACGCCGAGAAUGAGAACAAACAAAGGCAAACUGAGAUGCAGAAGCUUCAGUGCGACGUAAAGUCGAAAAACGCCGAGAUCAAUUCACUAAGAGAAAAUAUCAAGUCGCUUACCGAGGAAAGGGACGCUCUUAACGAAAUUAUCAAGAACAAGGAGAUCCAGAAUGGCAAGACAUUGCAGGCUGUGAAAAUGACUUACGAGGGGACUCUGAAGGUGCUGUAUGAAAACCACAACGAGAGUAUCGCGAGGCUUCAAUCACAGUACGAGGAGGCGAUUAAGGACAGUGACUUCUUCGACCCCGAAAGCUGGUUGCGGUCAUUGAGUUUGAAAGAGAUGACCGAGCUUCACGAUCGAAUCUGCAUGACAAUUUCUUGCUCGAUGUCAAAUGAGCAGUCUAAAACGGACAAUUCAGGAUCAUCGGUAACCAGUUUGCAACGAAAUCACCAACAAGAUCUGAACGAGAAACAUCAACUCAACAAGAGGAUAGCUACUCUCGAGAAUGAGAUCGUUCAAAUGGAGCAAGAGGCUCGUCAAAAAGUUUACGAACUCGAGAUAGUGAUUGAACAGGAGAAGAAGAGGUCUGAAGAAAUGUCGGAAAUGGUGGCAAAAGAACAACUGAGAAAUGCGGAAUUGCAGAGACGGUUGACGUUGUCAGGGGGAAUUUCUAGUAAGAAUCAGUUAUCGGAUGGAAAGACUAGUAAUAUUAGUAUUGAAAGAAGCAAAUCGAUGCAACUCGAUGGAACUGUGGAGUCAGAAAAGGACAUUUUGCGUCGUCAGUCCGCCUACAAUCAGGAUCGAGCUGAUAAUUACGGAGUGUUAUUGGAGCAGCAGAGGAAAAUAGUAAAGAAUCUCGAAAUAGAACUGAUGGACGGUUCGCCGAAGGAGAAAGUGUUCGAUUGGCGCAAAAAGAAUUUCAUUCAUCAGUGCAGCACCUAUAAAAAGUACGAAAAUGAGUAA